CUUCAGUGCGUACGUACACAUGAAUAAUCAGCUGAUUGGCUAUUUUUACGAGCUUCGGACGAUACGAAAAUAAAUUGCUUGCGACUUGGACUGUCGUCCUAUCGGAACAAUAUGAAUCGUUGAUAUUUGGACGAAAAUAGAGUUAUCAAAUUCGCUGUGGAGAAAAGGGUCGAUCGUGCAUUAUAUCUAUGGAUACGUUUCCGAGAAACUGCGAUUCAGUAAUUACAGUAAAGCUGACGUGAAUGGAAAACAGUAAACACCCUUUGUGAGGAACAACAAAUAUUGGAAGAUGUCGUCGUCCCCGGAAAGCAUUGCUUUGAAGCAGCCUAUUAGGCGACUGGAGAUCCAAAUUAAUAAUUUCAAUGUCGCUAUACCACACCACGUUGAUUUGUUAAAGAGGCACAAAAGUAAUAUUCAGAAAUAUCAAGCACAACAUGAAUGGGAUAAAAUGCACAAGGAAAAUGUAAAUGUAUCGCGAAUAGUAAAGCAACUCAAGGAGUUGUUGUAUCAAAUGGAUACUCUUCGGGCCCAAGUUCUUGAUUCUGAUAUUAAUCAAUUUGAUAAACUGACUGCUAAUGCUCGUGCAAGUAUUAUGGAUGCAAUUAAAGAUUACUUAGAGCUUGAAUUAUAUUUACCCAUAUCACGGCCACAGUCACCCGAAGAUGAAGAUCAGCCCAAAAGUCACCCACUUGACAAUCGAUAUAUGCAGGUGCAAGAAGAACAGCAAGAGUUGCAGCGUCAGCAGGCAUGUCUGCAUGCCUGGAACAAUCUACAGGAAGACAUACAUCAGCUGCAGGAACUCUUUAUUGAGUUCAAUAAAAUUGUAGAUGAUCAAAAGGAAUUGGUAAAUAUAGCAGAAGAUAAUAUUGAACUGACAAGCAUAAAUGUCACAAAAGGUGAACAGUUCCUUUCAAAAGCUGCAAGGUACAAAGUUGCUGCAUACCCCUUAGCAGGAGCUUUAAUUGGUACUUGUGUUGGUGGACCUAUUGGUCUAAUAGCGGGACUAAAAGUUGGUGGACUUACGGCAAUAGGUUGUGGUAUUUUAGGAUUUACUGGAGCAUCAUUUCUUAAGAAAAAGGAAAUAGAAUUACAAAAUUCAAGAAACCCCACACAGCAUAGAUUGACAGAACAAAAAUCUAUACAAAAAUCAACAUCCUUGCCUGAAAGCUCGACUGAAAGCAAGAAAGAAUUGUGACCCAUGCAGAAAUGCAAUAUUGGCAUAAAAAAGAAGAAUGCUUGUAGUUUUAUAUAAUUCUAAAGGAAUGACAAAUUAAUGUAUAUCUUCUACAUUAACGAAUAUCUAUCCAAUUUUGUAAAUAAAACUGGAGGACAUUAAGCAUUAUCAGUGAUAUUACAAUUAAACAUUUGAAGGAAAAUGGCUUGUGAUAUGUUAUAAAAAACUGUGUGUUAAACGACUUAAAUCAUAUAUGUAUACUAGAAACUAGGAUGUGCUAAACAUUUGUGUGAAAAAUUGCAAAAUGUUCUGCAAGGAUCAGUUCUCAUUUUUUAUAUCAAAAUGUUACUUAUAGCAAAGUGAGAUAUAUUAAAUCUUAUUAUAGAUCUUAAGCGAUCAGUUUUGACGUGUAAUGAAGCACGACGGUUACAAUAACCUAACCAAAUGUGAUAGUUUAAGAGAGGUUAUCGCGAAUGUUACGUCGAAUAUUUACAUAACAAAAAUUAUGUAUUUCUAUCGAUAAUUGACACUUACCCCAAUGUGAAAACGUUUUAUAUUUCCCUUCUCUGGAGGAUUAAUGUAGUGGAACGCGGUGUCACUCAAUGAAAACAAAUUUUGUACGCUUCUUACUCGUUUACACAGAACGUUACGUGUCAGUUGUACACAAAAGCUGAGAGCCUACAAUUGCUUGUAUAUAACGUUUGCAAAUAAACUGUUUGACA
This is a messenger RNA of Hylaeus anthracinus, 1896 nucleotides long. RefSeq names its product syntaxin-17 (gene Syx17). Gene Ontology annotation, molecular function: SNARE binding; SNAP receptor activity. The record is from RefSeq and is a predicted model, not a curated record. Gene Ontology annotation, cellular component: autophagosome membrane; plasma membrane; SNARE complex. Bases 290 to 1195 code for a protein of 301 amino acids. The transcript has 5 exons. Gene Ontology annotation, biological process: exocytosis; intracellular protein transport; vesicle fusion. Lineage: Eukaryota; Metazoa; Arthropoda; Insecta; Hymenoptera; Colletidae.